UGACUGGCUGAGACGCUUCAUGGGCUCACGUUCGCGGCAACCACCGAACAUACCUUCGUUUAAAUUCCCAACAUCCGCUCGCGACGGACCGCGGCGAGGAACCCCCCCUCGGGAGAGACGGGGGCUGCGUCCUCCGAAGCCGUUCAUGCCGGAUAAAGUUUGCGAGCAGCGUGGCAGAGGAGAGAGGAUAGAGACUCGACCGCCAACCUUUCGAUAAACUUGCCGGGAAGUCGCCAGUGUCGCCGCCGAACUGACAUGGGCACCUUGCGCGACCUCCAGUACGCGCUACAGGAGAAGAUCGAGGAGCUGCGCCAGAGGGACGCGCUCAUCGACGAGCUGGAGCUGGAGCUCGACCAGAAGGACGAGCUCAUCCAGAGGCUGCAGAAUGAGCUGGACAAAUACCGCUCCGUCAUCAAACCGGCAACCCAGCAGGUCCACAAGCAGAAUGAGCUGAACGAGCAGCAGCGGACGAAGAGGCAGGCGAUUUCGGCCGAACCCACUGCCUUCGACAUCCAGGAUCUCAGCCAUGUAACCCUACCGUUCUACCCCAAAAGCCCACAGUCCAAGGAUUUGAUCAAGGAAGCCAUCUUGGACAAUGACUUCAUGAAAAACCUGGAGCUCUCGCAGAUCCAGGAGAUCGUGGACUGCAUGUACCCUGUGGAGUAUGGAAAGGACAGCUGCAUUAUUAAGGAGGGCGAUGUGGGCUCACUGGUCUACGUCAUGGAAGAUGGGAAGGUCGAGGUGACGAAGGAGAGUCUGAAGCUCUGCACCAUGGGGCCAGGGAAGGUGUUUGGAGAGCUGGCUAUUCUCUACAACUGCACCAGGACUGCCACCGUCAAGACUCUAACAAAUGUGAAGCUGUGGGCCAUCGACCGACAAUGUUUUCAAACGAUCAUGAUGAGGACGGGUCUCAUCAAGCACACUGAGUAUAUGGAGUUCCUAAAAAGCGUCCCCACAUUCCAUGGCCUGCAGGAAGAUAUACUGAGCAAGCUGGCCGACGUCCUUGAGGAGACACAUUAUGAAGACGGAGAGUACAUCAUCAGGCAGGGGGCCAGAGGAGACACCUUCUUCAUCAUCAGUAAGGGAAAGGUUAAUGUGACCAGGGAGGAUUUGCCCAAUGGAGAGCCCGUCUACCUGCGCAGCCUCGGAAAAGGCGACUGGUUUGGAGAGAAAGCACUGCAAGGGGAGGACAUCAGGACGGCCAACGUCAUUGCAGCAGAGGCAGUCACCUGUUUGGUCAUCGAUAGAGAUUCAUUCAAGCACCUGAUUGGAGGUUUGGAGGAUGUGUCCAGUAAAGGCCAUGAAGAUGCUGAUGCCAAAGCCAAGUAUGAAGCAGAGAACGCGUUUUUCUUCAAUCUGAACCUAGCUGACUUCAACAUCAUCGACACUCUGGGGGUUGGUGGCUUUGGACGUGUUGAGCUGGUUCAGCUCAAGAGCGAUGAGAACAAAACCUUCGCCAUGAAGAUCCUGAAGAAGCGGCACAUUGUCGACACAAGACAACAGGAGCAUAUUCGCUCAGAGAAGCUCAUCAUGCAGGAGGCCCACUCUGACUUCAUUGUUAGACUCUAUAGAACUUUCAAGGACAGCAAGUACCUCUACAUGUUGAUGGAAGCCUGUUUAGGGGGAGAGCUGUGGACCAUUCUUCGAGACCGGGGUUCAUUUGAGGACUCAACCACCAGGUUUUACACAGCUUGUGUGGUAGAGGCUUUCGCCUACCUGCAUUCCAAAGGAAUAAUCUACAGAGACCUCAAACCGGAGAACCUUAUAUUGGACCACAGGGGCUACGCCAAACUGGUGGACUUUGGCUUUGCCAAGAAGAUCGGGUUUGGGAAGAAGACGUGGACCUUCUGUGGGACGCCGGAGUAUGUAGCACCAGAGAUCAUUCUGAACAAGGGUCACGACAUCUCAGCUGACUACUGGUCCCUAGGAAUCCUCAUGUUUGAGCUCUUAACUGGCAGCCCUCCAUUUUCUGGCCCUGAUCCUAUGAAAACCUACAACAUCAUCCUGAGAGGUAUUGACAUGAUUGAAUUUCCAAAGAAAAUUACCAAAAAUGCUGCCAACCUAAUCAAAAAGCUAUGCAGGGAUAAUCCUUCUGAAAGACUGGGAAACUUGAAAAAUGGUGUCAAAGACAUCCAAAAGCACAAAUGGUUUGAGGGCUUUAACUGGGAGGGCUUGAAGAAGGGGACAUUGACGCCUCCAAUUAUCCCUAAUGUCACAUCAGCAAUCGACACAAGUAACUUUGACAGCUUCCCAGAGGACAACGAGGACCCGCCUCCCGAUGACAACUCCGGCUGGGACGUUGAUUUUUGAAGUCCUCCUCUCCCCUUAAAACCAAAAGAAACUCGUCUUUUGUUGGCUUGGAGGCCAUCUUGAGGAACAUGGCUGUGCUGUAAACAAAUAAACUGCAUUAAAAUUGUAAGAGAGGAUAUGGAAAAGAAGAUAAACAAAUGGAUGGCCAACCCUCUGGGUCACCGAUAUGCCUUUAUUUCACUGUGGCUCUGGAUUAAGCAUUUAUAAUGGGACUGCUGUAGCACUUCUUCAGUGUUGUCUUACACUCGGCUCAAAAAGCAAAAAGGCAAAGAAAGUGCAGGGAUACACACACAUACACACAAUACAACAGAGGCUGAUAAUGGAGCCAGUUUUUCCCAUGUAACAAGGAGAGAUGAUUAGUGAGUGAAUGAAUGUUCAGUAGUCUGAGUAAGUUUUGGUUCUAGGAUAAAUAAGAGUGUGAAAUGUGCAAUGAUGGCCUGCUCAAAAAGAGAAGAGGCUGAUGAUUGCCCUUUUUUUUUUUUCUUUUCUGUGUUUGUGUCUCCGCAAUAUUUGGUUAAAUAUGUGGUGGACUGUGGUGGGAGGUUAUAACAUGUUACUGCAGUCGUUCCCUGGUUUUUUGACAUGCAGCUGCUUGCUGCAAGUUUUCAGAGAUCUAUACACUACAGUUCGCAAGUAAAUCUGGCAUCAAGUGCUCAAAACUAACCUGAAUGUCACUGAUUUUCUUCUUGUUCAACAUCCAUAUGGCAUACGGUAUGUACGGUACAUAGUAUUUGAAUUUACAAGUUACGUUCUCACAAAUGAACACAACCGGUCUAAAAGCAAAUACUUAGUACCAUUUAUGUAAGAUAAACCUACCUUGAAAAAGCACAAACACUGUGCAUUCAGUGGAAAGAGACGUCACUCUUCAAGUGCCCUACUUAAAUUUUAAUGAAUUACACAUCGACACACAUGAAAUGUCAGCUAGUAUUUCCACAAAGUAAUCUGUCAUUAUGCACUUAUGACCAUUAACUCAGAAAAUCAGCAGUUAUAGCUAAUUUUAAGCUUCAGUAGAUCAAGUCACACUCUUAUUUUGUUCUUUAAUACGCUUCAAAUCACGCAUAUGGAUACUUCUCUGCCUACAUACUUCUUAAUUUAGUUUUUCAAAUCACCCAAAUGCCUCCUCCCAUUCAACCAAACGGGACAUAUUCAAUUCGCUCCUGUAUAGCUCUGAUAUAACUGUGAACAUGGUUUCAAUGUCUUUGGUGCUGUUAUUGAUAAAUUAUAAUACGCGAUGGUGAAAUGACAGUUAUGGUUAUUGUUUUUGUAUAGUGAUUUUUUUUUUUUUGUGCUUGAUUUCUUUGUAAUGUUCUUGACUUCUUUCUUUAGAAAAUUGGAGACUUGUGUCAAUUUGUAAACAUGAGUGAAGAUUUGUUUGAUAUCACUUUACACCAUGUUACCUUGUGCUAAAUGGUAUUCUCAAGGUUUUUUAACAGGUUUAACCAUGUUAAAUUCAUCCAUAUAAAUGAACCAUCCUCUUCUUUGAAGGCAACAUUUACCACAUUCACAUUACUGUAGGACUUCCUUGACUCAACAUCAUCUUACAGGUAUUAUAAAAUUUCUCCUUGGGACAGACGGCAAAAGACAAAAAGGGAGAUUAUAGUUUGUGAAACUCACAUCUUUCACCGCUAGCACCGAGAUCUCUCACCCAGCUCAUCGCCUCUCACGGCCCAAAAAUCAGAGCAUAAAAUCAGACGAAAUGUAAGUGCCUUAAAUCAAUGGCAUACAAAAUUAACAUCACAAGACCUUUCCAAUGCUGCAUGAACACACAUACACCUCAAAAACGUAUGUGUCCUCUUAGAUGGCUGCUUCUCAUCCUUUGUUAUAGCUAAUAAAUACAUGAAUCACCUUGGAAAGAAUUUCUAGUCAUUUGAUGGCGGACAAAAGUAUGUAUGAGAUAGAUUUCCUGCUUUAGCCCUUUUGAUUUAUCUCACAGGAACAUUUGCUAACAGUAAAAUUAUAAAACAUCUACCAAACCUGAUCUGGCUGCAAUGACAUGCUUUUCUCUACGUAUCAAAUGUGAUCUUAGGAAACCAACUGCAGCUGGUCUGAUACGAAGUGAACAGUAAAUUCGAGGCUCAGAGGAGACCGUCUAGCCUCCGUGUCAGUCGAUGAAAAGUCCCUGAAAUCUGAGCAUUUAGAGAUGGCAAGAAUGAUUUGCAGUUUGGAACUUUUCCGUAAUGUGAAAACAAUAUUCUUGUUUACCACUGUGGACAAUCUUUUGACCAUAUGCUAGCACUGAUCAUAAUGCAUCGCCGUCAUCCAGAUUUUCAUUUUAUGGGGUGGUUUAAAUAAACCUGAACAGCACAACUCAUAUUUCAUCCCAGGGAGCCAAACAGACACACUUACAUUUAAAUUGCAUAAAUCAAUGAAUUAUGUUAAUGAGGGGAAAUAUUAGUUCUGUAGGCCUACCAUAAGUAUUUUACUAUAUUAAGGGCAGGUUAUGUUUAUCACAAAGCCUUAUGUAUGUCAUCACUUUAGAAACCACUGGUUUUGAGUCUUAUACUGACGGCCUUCCGCAAUGUUACCCGAUAUUUGCCUUGUGUUAUGUUGUUUAUUCUGCUGUAGGUUAAUUUUGCAGAGUGCCACGUGUAAGAUUUUUAAAAUUAUAGAGU
This is a messenger RNA of Xiphias gladius (swordfish), 4922 nucleotides long. RefSeq names its product cGMP-dependent protein kinase 1-like. Gene Ontology annotation, molecular function: ATP binding; cGMP-dependent protein kinase activity. NCBI's taxonomy places the organism in Eukaryota, Metazoa, Chordata, Actinopteri, Istiophoriformes, Xiphiidae. Gene Ontology annotation, biological process: protein phosphorylation. The record is from RefSeq and is a predicted model, not a curated record. The coding region runs from base 256 to 2310 and encodes 684 amino acids. The transcript is spliced from 18 exons.